AUGGGUGAUUACUACCGCCAAUUUCUUUCUACAAUGUCGGGGGCGGAAGGCUAUCUGCCUACUAGCCCCGACGAGAUAAACCAGGUCCUCGGACCCGGAGUUCCGUUGCCAAUGUCGACCCCUCCAAUGCACUCUCCAUAUCCCUCCAAUAUGGGAAACAUGGGAUAUUUCGCCGGGUAUCCGGAGCCUACAAUAAUCAAUGCCCCGAAGGCCAGCAAGAGCCGGCGGCGUUCAGCUGCCAGCCAGGGCGGGAAUUUAGAUCAAGUGAAGCAUCGUAGGACACGCUCUGGUUGUUAUACGUGCCGGAGCCGCCGAGUCAAGUGUGACGAGACCCGGCCAAUCUGUGACCGAUGCAGGAAAGGCAGCCGGGACUGUAUUUAUCCUGAACCACCAGGAUCCAAAGGUAAUUCGGGCCAGCCUACAGCCAAAUCUAAAGACGGUUCAUCCGCUCAGUACAUAAGUCCCACAUCUUCUAACGAGGGGGAAGAAGACGAUACAGAGCAGGAUGCAAGACUCGGAACCAUUCCCGAUGAUGACGAACCCGAUGGAACCCCCCGGCGAGAAUCGAUGUCUGUCAUCUCACAACCCCGGAGAGCAAGUGCGGCUUCGCCUAAUAUGGCCCUUACGAGCGCCCGCCAAAACUCUGAGACACCAUCGCAGGAAGGCAAUAAGAGCGUUUCACCCUCAACUUCCAAUGUAACGACGGGAAGCUGGACACCGGCUGGUUACCAGGGGACGGAAACGACUUUGCCAGCGAGCGGAGGCUUGGACCGGAUGCAUCUACCCCAAGAUUUUCGGAGUUAUCUCCGAUAUUACAGGGACAAUAUGACAAAUUACCACUAUGGCCUGGCGGUCGACGAAGACGACUUUUUCCAUUCCGAGCUACCGAGUGUUGCGAUACAAUGUGAGCCGCUGCUCAAUGCAUUAGUCGGGUUUGCUGCGUAUCAUGUUACUUUACAAAAUCCAAAUGGACAACUGCAAGACUUCCUGCAGUACUAUAACAAAAGCGUGACUCAGUUGCUGAGUCUUUUAAAAAGAAAAGAGACGCACAGUGUCCAUGUACUGCUGACAAUAUUGCAGCUCGCUACAAUUGAGGAGUAUCUGGGGGAUUGGGUCAAUCUCAUGGGUCAUCAGAAGGCUGCAUUUGAAAUUCUUACCCAUAUCUACACGCCGGAGACGGCGAUGCAAACCUCGAUAGGUCGAAUGUGUCUCAGCUGGUAUGCUCGAUUCGAUAAUAUUAUUGCGCUGAUGGGUAGGUUUCCUACCGAGAUACCCCGUGAGUGGUUCACCACCAUGAUUGCGUAUUUCCAAACUCAGAUGGCGUCAAAUCCCCUGGAACUGCGCUGGAAGAUUGAAGACCGAUCCGCUCGCUUACGCCUCAUCUCUUACGACAUGUCGACCUUGUACGCUCGUGGAAGCCGAAAACAAAUCGCACCGACGGAUUACGCCAAUGAGCACAAUUUUCUGACUGCACAGCUUGAAGAAUGGAAGGCAAGCUGGGAUCCGAUGCUAUGCGACCAAAAACAUCUCAUUACCGACUUUAACUGGCAACGUCCCUUGAGCCCCGACGAUAUUGUCAACCCAUAUCGCCCGGGCUUACUCUACGAUCACCCCCUAUUCAACAACACCGUCAUCAUGAUGGAAUGGCAUAGCAUUGUUAUUAUGCAUAAAACUCAGUCACCAAACAUCUCCCCAGAACAGCUGUUCACUGAAUUAGGAGGGCAUGCGUUUACGGUUUGCGAACUCUUCGAGUGCUUUGAGUAUUGGCCAGAUUUGCCACCGGGGACAUUAAUCGCGAUGCAGCCAUGUCUUGCGAUUGCGGGCCUCUUCUUGCCGCACCAGCCGAGCAAUAAUAUGUGGCUGAGACGAAAAUUUGCCCUUCUGGAAACCCAGGGGCAUAUUAACCCUGCGACUCGCCGUGAAAAGAUGGCAGAGAUCUUUGGAGACCCUUCAUGUGCCCAGUGGUGGCUGCCUAAUGAUGAAGGGUUUACGCCGAUUCUGAAAAGCGUAAGAAGCUUUGCGGACGAGCGAAACGCUAGAGCGAUGAAUACACAACAAGUCAACCUCCGUGAGGUUAAGCACCUCUUUGAUAAACUGAUCCUUUAA
Molecule: messenger RNA, 2106 nt
Organism: Trichoderma harzianum CBS 226.95
Lineage: Eukaryota; Fungi; Ascomycota; Sordariomycetes; Hypocreales; Hypocreaceae
Exons: 5
Coding region: 1-2106 (701 amino acids)
Biological process (GO): positive regulation of transcription by RNA polymerase II
Cellular component (GO): nucleus
Molecular function (GO): zinc ion binding; transcription cis-regulatory region binding; DNA-binding transcription factor activity, RNA polymerase II-specific
Source: RefSeq, a predicted model, not a curated record